CCUACUGCAACGACCUCCCCUGAUUUCAUAUCCGAUUAGUUCCCUUGCCUCGGCCGUCACUCGCGGCUAUUAGGUUGGCGGAGCUAUGCGUCUCUGUGAUCGUUCCGCAUGUGCUUAUUUUCACAGUUAUGGUGGCACUUGCUCCUCACCGUGGCCGGGACCCUUUUCAUUUUGCAGUCUACCUCGCUAUUGCCGGACGACCCCAUUUAUUGAUGCCGCCUAAGUUCGUUGACCGCACCUGUUAAUUACAUCCACUUCUGAGCUGCCUAAUCUGCGAUGCAGCUCCGGCUAUUGUCCGGCAUUGCUUCGUUAAUGCAUUGUUCGAGCAUAUAGGCUUCCCUGGCGCUGCUUUCCUUGACUGUCCCCAUCUCCCUGCGCAGUGGCUCGUUUUUUAAUUGGGACUAAUGCAAAGGCAAUGUGUGCUUUGGCAAGAGAUCGAAGAAGAGUUUGGGCUUCUAUUCAUCAUUCAUGUAGUCAAGUGUUUGAACUGUUGGAUGAGUUGUACUCGCUCGAAGGUGGCAGAACUGUGUAUUGUCGCCAAGCUUCUGACACAUAUGAGGUUCCAGGCUAGCAAUCUGUUAACUUCUGUGCACAUCAUAAUCUUGCCUAUUGCAACGUGCGAUGACUUCCUGUUUGCUGAAUUCCCCCUCUAAGCUACCAUUGGCACCGUUACUUUUGCUAUUCACAUUUGGUGCUCAACAUUCAACUGGUUAACAAACUGUUAGAUGCAAUCAACCAAUGCCUCUACGCGUCCUCCCUUUUAUUUUUGGCUGCCAAGAAUCCGCUGUCUCCUCCAAAGUUGUUUUUGUUUUUAGCCAUGCGGUCAUUCUCAGUAAUCUUACAAAAGUUUAUUUACGGCUUGGUGGACCAUGGUAUGUGCCUGUGGCCAUCGGCUGAUGCGGGUGAAAAUGGUGAUCCCAACCCUGAUUUUUAUAGACUUCUCUUCCUUGCAUUGGACCCUGUGGCCAGACGAGUCCCGGUCCCCGGUCCUUUUUAUCGCGCUUUUCGUCAUGAACUUGGUGAUUUCAUGAUGUUUAGGGACAAUCAUGGUAAUGAGUUUCGUGUCAUGCUAGACAAGGUUGGUAACAAUGCUUUUUUUUCUGAGGGCUUUCGCUCCAUGGUUGCCGCGUACAACAUAAGGCAUGGAGCUUGGUUGCGCGCCUACUAUGAAGGUGACAGCAUUCUAUGCACCUCAAUCAGGAACCUUGACGGAUCCCGCAUUGCGUAUCCAAGGCCACGUUCUCGGACCAGCAUUGCUGCUCCAGCAAGCAGUGGUGUUAAUUAUCAUCAAACCGGCGUCUUUUCUGGUGCUGUGAUGCAUACGGAUGACGUUAUACCUCCAUUUUCCAUUGACUACACUCCUCCCACUUCUCCUGUUCGUAGCAACGCUUUAGGCAGCCCAUUGAUCUCGACCAACAGCCUCGGCUGUCCUGUGUAUGUUGCCUCGACUACGUCACACGCGAGUCCCGUGGUCCACCUUGAUCUUGGUUCGCAGGACCGAUCACUUACUCCGACCCAUGCAGCAGAUGCUGCCAGUUUCUCCGAGUGGAUCCGUCGCUAGAUUUGUUCUCGACCUUUCCUCCUGACCCUUUAUUCUCCUACCAUAUCUAAUGCAUGUUUCAAGUUUAGUCUCGACUCCUCCCGUUUUCUCCAGUUGUGGUUUCGGAUUUCGUCCAGCGUCUUUUGUUUCUUUUCCUUUCUUAAUUUACUAUCGGGCAUCUGUGCCACUGUCUUUUUAAACCUUGGUAGUUUUAGAAAGGCUCAUAUGUAACUAUGCUAUGUGUUUUAUAAAUUCUGAUAUAUAUAUAUAUAUAUAUAUGUGUGUGUGUAUGUGUAUGUAUGUAUCU
Molecule: messenger RNA, 1847 nt
Organism: Arachis stenosperma
Lineage: Eukaryota; Viridiplantae; Streptophyta; Magnoliopsida; Fabales; Fabaceae
Exons: 8
Coding region: 818-1561 (247 amino acids)
Source: RefSeq, a predicted model, not a curated record